ACCAAAGAAGCAAGAUAAAAAUAAAAAUAUUAAAUUAAUUUUAUUUUAAAAAUAAACAUUAUUAAUUUUUUUUCCUGUACAAUUAAUAUUGACUGUGAUAAAAUAAAAUUUAAGGUCUAAGGAGUGAAUAAAAUCGAUUCAAUUAAGUUAUUCAAUUUUUGGUCGAACGAGCCAGGAUUACGAUUAAAUUAAAAUUAACAAAUUUAAUUUCUAAUUAAUUAAGUUUUAAAAAGAAAAAACAAAAAACUAAUCAAUAUGUUCAAAAGCCAUUUGGAUAUGAUUGGGAGGAAUGAAACCCCCAGCAAAAAAGCAAAAUUCUGGCAAUCAUAUGUCAGAUCCUUGAAAGGAUCAGAAGAUAUCCGUGCUCAUGAAGCUCCAAAACCAUACAGACCAUUGAGCUCUUAUGAUUCUCUUCCAUCACACUUAAGAAGCAUCUAUGAUGAAGCAAGUGCUCCAAAUGAAAGAAUCCAAAGUACUGGCUAUAGAUAUCUUCCAGUUCAUAGAGAAACUUAUGGCUAUUCCCCAAGACCAAUCUAUGAUCAUCAUUAUAGCAGAACUAUUCCAGCCAACUAUGAUGUUGAACGUGCUUGGAAUGAACAUUUAAAACGUAUGCAAGAAAUUGAACGCAGAUAUCCAUCUCGUUAUGGUCUUUACUUGAGAGACAAACCAAGCCCAUUAGUUCCACUUGAAUAUGAACCAGAAGAUAAACCUCUCCUCUCCGAGAAUUGCCCGAAAUAUAUUCCCAUCUAUACAGCACCACGUUCAUUGAGCCUUCCACCACCACCAAGAGGCGCUAGAUCAAAAACACCAGCAUUCGAACCGUUGCAACCUAUGUUGCCAUAUCGUGACUCGACACCAUUACCAUCAAGAAGAGGUUUAUCACCAAUUCGUGAAUCAUCGGUACCACGUGCUUUAUCACCAUUACGUGCCUUAUCACCAUUGCGUGCAUCAUCUGUACCACGUGCCUCAUCUGUACCACGUGCUCUUUCACCAUUCAGGGAAUCAUCUUAUGAUCCAUGGAGAGACAUAUACAGUAAGUUUGAUGAUAAACCAUUGAGACAUUGUGAACGUGAAGGUUCCCCUACACCCGUUAAAGCUGGAGAAUGGGGACCAAGGGAAACUGAAGUUGCAUAUGAUGCUGAGGGACUCCCAAUUUUCCAUCCCAGAAACAAAUAUGCAAGCAUUUUCAAUCCAAGCCCAUUUUUACCAAUUUCACGUAUCACACGUGAUCCAUUCUGGUGGGAUUUAGAAGAUUUGGCACCAUUCAGGCCAUUUAUUCGUGGAACUAGCUUACCACCAUUGGUUAGAGAUUCAUUUUUAUCCCCAGUCAAACGGGGCUACUUAUGGAGAACACAUCCAAUCAGACCAUUUGAAGACGAAGAAUAAGAAGAAAUGACUUCUUAAAAAAAAAAUAAAUAAAUUUUUCCUCAAUAUGCGAAAAUUUAGUGUGUGAUGACAGGAUAUUUUUAUAAUUUCUAUAAAACAAAGCAAUAAAUUACUCAAAAAAAAAAAAAAACAAAAAUAUUAACACUUUUAAAAUUUACAAAAAAAUAAAAAAAUCAACCUCAAUUAUUUUUACAAUUAUUUUUUACAUAUAAAAUUGUAUUUGAAAUUUAUAUUCGAUUGCCCGUCAAUAUUAUUUUUGUUAUUUUAUCACUGACCUGACGCAAAUCUUUGAUUUUACGUAAUUAUGAUGCACAAUGUAUGAUUUAAAUGAAACAAAAAAAAAAUGUAUAACAAAAAUUUUGAAACAUCAAAAGUGCCCACCUGUAAUUUUGUUAGCAAAAUUGCUCAAAUUAAAUUACCGCAAUUUUAAAAAAAAAACAAUAUCUUUGAAAAGAUAAUAAUGUCAAAAAGUUUCUUUUUGCAUUGUUACAACAAAACAUCAUCAAAAAAGAAAAACGAUAUACCAUCAUCAUAAAAUAAUUGAAGAUUUUUCAAAAUCACCUGUAAAAAUCAUCAACAAAGUGAAGUUAAAAAAUAACAAAUGAAACUUCAAAUUGACAGGAUUCUCGGUCGGAAAAUGGCAGCUAUCUCAAAUGUAAAAAUAAGUUAAUUCGGGGCGGCGAGUGUACAACAACAACAAAUUUCGCACAUAGUAAAUCAAUUAUUAUUUUAUCCUCAAAUAAAAAAAAAAUAAUAUACAAAAAGAAUAACAUCAGAGAAGGAUAAAUAAAUGUUGAUGUCCUCUUCGAAGAAUUUUUUUUUAUUUUAGUUUUUAUAAGACUUGCCUUUUUCUUUAAAUUUUUAAUUUUCGAAUUUUAUUUUAUUUUUUUUUUAUCUUAGGAUUUAUAUGAAAUUAAUAAACGAUAAUAAUUCAUACUAGCUAUUUAUGUAGAGUAAUUUUUCAAAAUGCUUUAAAAAAUCGAAUUAAUUUUUUUUUCUAAAAAUAUUUUUGAAAACUAUGUAAAAAUAUUUUUUGAUUUAUUUGGCCAAAUAUUCAGUAAAUUUGGCCAGAGAAUUUAGAUCAUAUCGUUUUAUUCUCCAUUUACAAUAAAUAUAUGUGUAUAUUUUUUUAAAUCGAAAAUAUGGGGUCUAAAACUUUAUGGUUUGAUAUCAAUAAGUCUGUUUCUUUAUAGUUUUUAAAAAUAUUUUUACAAUAAAGUGUUCAGAAAUUUUUAUAUAUCAAGCUAUAUAUAUGUAUAUAUAUAUUUAUAUUUACAUUUUAUAUUAUAAAAUAUUAAAAUAAUAUUUUUUUAUUCACAAUUAUUUUUCGCUAUAUUUUUUUAUAAAUGUAAAAUUUAAGACUUUUUUCAUUAAAACGCUUCAUUAGGAAAAACCAAAAAUAAAUAAAAUGAAAAAAAAUUUAAGAAUUUUAUUUAAUAAUAUAUAUAUGUAAAUUGUAUAUAUAUAUAUAUAUAUCUAAAAAAACAUCAUUUUAUAUUAUAUAGAAAACGAUAAUUUAUAUUUUUUUUAUUAAUUUUAAUAAAAUUAAUGCUGGAGAAUAUAAAGAAAGAACAAAAUACAAACAAAAAAGAUAAAUUUAAGGAAUAACACCACAAUAAUUAUAAAAAUCUUACAAACAAAGAGUAAAAAAAUUAAAUUAAGUUAAGCUUAAUUAUUAUUAAUAAAUUAAUUAUAAUAUAUAUAUAUAUUUUAUUUUUAAUUAUUUUAAAUAUAAUAUUAUCUUAAUCAAAUUAUAAAAAAAAUAACGAAAAUAACAAAAUAUUAUAUUAUAAUUAACAAAAACCUUUUAUAAUCAUUAUGAAUUUUAAUGUUGAAAAAUGAACUAAUAAACUAACCACAAAUGAAAUGGACCGAAUAAAGAAAACAAAAUGGUUGAAAAUAUUUUCUCCAUUUUCUUUUUUAGUCAGCCAUUUCAAAAUUUUAAUGUUUUUUCUGUCUUUUUUUUUACAUUAUAUUUUUUUUGUGAAAAAAUUUGAUUUGUGACACAUUAACGAACGAAUGGAUUGUUCAAAUUUAUGUAUGUAUAUAGCUAAUUAUGAAAAAAAUUUAUAUUGAAAAUAUUUUGAAUUGAACAAUUCAUACGAAAAAAAUUUAUUACUAAGAGAGAAAAGCUUAAAAAUAAAUCAAAAAUAAAAAAAAAAUUUAAAAAUUAUAAAACAUUAAAUUAAAAAAAAAAAAAAAAUGUAUUAAAACUUUUUAAAUAUUUUAACAUUAAAAAAAAACAAAAAAAAAAAAAUAAAUAUUUUUUAUUAAAAUUUUUAAUUUUUUUUUCCAUUUUUGAUUUAAAUUUAUUUGUAUAUUAAUUAAUUAUUUAAAUUUUGGCAUUCGAGCAUUAAAACAUUCAAUUACAUAAACUUUUAUUAUUUUGUAUAUUAAGAAUAAUAUAAAAAUCGUGAUUUAUAUAUAAAGAAUUUUCAUAUUUAUACAAAGUAAUCGUAUAAAGAUUUUAAUAAAAAAUUACAAGAACAACCUCCAACUGCAUAAGUUGUGAAUAAAAUAAACAGAAGUAUAUAAUUUUUUUUGAAACGCUGUGUAGUUUUUUUGUUUUUCGCUUCUUUUGAAAAAAUAUGAACUUUUCAAAGGAAAAAAAAAACAAGGAAAAUUUAAUUAAAAUAUUAUAAUAAAAUGAUUUUUGUAAAUUGGAAUAAACUUUAUUACAUAAAGAAAAACUGAUAAAAAGAAGAGAACAAAAAAAAACCAAAAAUUAGAAAAGAACUGUUCAAAAUUAAAUUUUUGAAACAAAUUGUAAGGAAUUAUUGAAACAAUUAAAAAGUUAUUUUGGAUACAGGAAAGAAAAUAAGAUAAGAGAAAGUUAAAAAAUAAAAAAAAAAACCAAUAAAAAAAAGAAUGGAAAAAAAUAACAAAACUGUGAAA
Messenger RNA from Condylostylus longicornis, 4281 nucleotides. RefSeq lists its product as uncharacterized. The coding region runs from base 256 to 1386 and encodes 376 amino acids. The transcript is spliced from 9 exons. NCBI's taxonomy places the organism in Eukaryota, Metazoa, Arthropoda, Insecta, Diptera, Dolichopodidae. The record is from RefSeq and is a predicted model, not a curated record.